CCUCACUGCCACCAGCCAGCUGGAGAGGUGCUUCCAAAGGCCCCUCAAGGCCACUCCUCUAAUUCCCUCCUCAGAGCCGUCCCCGGACUUGGGGAUGGAUUUCGGGGAUACCAAAGGGCUCCGCAUGGAUCUGCCUUGUUACCACGGCCCUCUGUCCAAGAAAGACUGCGAGACUUUGCUGCUCAAGGAUGGGGUGGAUGGCAACUUCCUGAUAAGGGACAGCGAGUCCGUGCCGGGAGUGCUGUGCCUCUGUGUCUCGUUUAAAAAUUUCGUCUACACAUACCGAAUCUUCAAAGAGAGACAUGGGUUUUACAACAUACAGACCGUGGAAGGCGCUCCCAAGAAGAUCUUUCCAGACCUCAAGGAAUUGAUCUCCGCAUUUGAGAAACCAAAUCAAGGGCUGGUGGUCCACCUUGUACGGCCAAUAAAGAAAACCAGCUCCCGCCCGAGAUGGAGACGGUCACAGAUAAAGUUGGAUAGUAUUUACGAGAACAGUAACAGUGAAUAUGUGGAGGUCUUGCCUUGAAGACAAGGAGACUGAACAAAGCAAUUCGAGAAGACGUCAGGUGUCAGCUCUCACCGGUGACCCUGCUUCUCCUGCAGAUGUGGACCUGGAAUGCUGAGCUGUAAGUGAGCUAUUCAGACUCUCCUGGACUGGGCGACUGAAGAUGUUCUGUCCACCAGCCUCAGAGAACUCGCUCCCCAUGUCCCCACCUCCCAUGCAUCCACCACGAGCAGCUUUGAAACCUUUCCCCCUGAGCACUCUUCUUUCUUGGAAUAGGACAGCCGGAACCUAUUCUCCCUGACUUAUCAAAGAUACCACUACAUCAUGGGUGACACCCUCCUUUAGACCAGGCAAUCGGAAGCACAGCUUCAUACAGAAGAGAACACACUUGGCCGUGAGCUAGGAGCCUGAGUUCCAGCCCUGUGGCUACGUGACUUCGGAUAAACCUCUUCCCCAGUCUGGGUCUCCAUUUCUUCAUCUGUAAAACAAACACUGCCCCUGCCCCUGUGCUGAGCCCAGCUGUAUCUGGUGGAGUUGAGGGGUCCUGGGGUGAUGGAGAUGUACGUGGAAUUGGCAUGGGUCUCCAUCCUCCCAAACAGCCAACAUGGUCUCUGCGCCUGCCUGUCCUGGGCUUGGUCAUGAUGGGGGCCCUGACCCCUCCCACACCCUUCUCCCCCUUCAUUCUAGCUCUCCUCUUUCUUACUAAUCUUGAUAUUCCUGCCAAACAUAUCCAUGGAUGCAUUAUCUCCCUGGUUUUGCCCAAUUUCACUAAUGCACGAACCACUUCAGCAGCAUGGAUGUAGCUGUGUACCACACUGAUAGGUGUGGGGAUUUUGAAGGUACCCUCCUACGUGUGGUUCCUGUUCCCGCUGGAUUCUAAGUGCCCCCCAAAGCACGCUUGGGUCUCCCUCCUAUUCUCCAGCGUGGAAAUGUGUGCUGUGUAGAGCCGUGCCUGUUCACAGAACUUUCUGACCGGAAGCACAUUCCUGAAGGGUUUGUUGAAUUGGUUCUAAGUCCUUUGAAUUUUUCUGCUGGUUCGACAUUCUAACUAAGACCUGAUUAGUGUGGAAUGUGCCAAUUCUAUGCCCAUCCUCUUACCUAUCUUCAAGCCAUAGUGAUUCAUUUUACCCUACUGGUCUUAUCUUUCAAAGUUAUUCAAGAGAGGAGCUCGAGAUUUCCGGAUGACAUGAACAAACAUUGUGGUUGGAGUCCUAAAGUGUAAGCCAUUCUGAGUUUCUGGCUCAUAGAAAUUCAGAGCUAUUACCAAGUAGGUAAGAAGUGAAAUGCAGUCACCAUAUUCAGAGAGCUGAGGGCACCAGAAGCAAGCCUGCUUCUUGGGGUUCAGUCCCUAGUCUUUGAUUCUAUAACCAAAGAAGCAUGUGUCAGUUGCCAGAGUCCCGAGCAAUCUUUGGCACAGAAAACAUAUUCAGGGCCAAUGAAAAUAUAUUUAUUUCUUGAACAAAUGACUGAAUAAGUCAGUAUAUAAAAUGUAGCCACUCGUUCCAGAUAGCAGAGAUUUGUUUGGGCUUCAUUCAUUUCAAACCUAGUAGAACAAGACUGUUAGUUCAAGACCUUGCAGUCGUAAUUCUCGUAGAAGUGAUUUCCUUUUUCUGAGUACCCGUGCAUAGCACUUUACAUGAUGCUUGGUCCCCCGUGGGAUUUCACCACAUUUCUCAACCAAGCAAGCCACACUGAGUAGCCGAUGUGGAUGCCAUGCUAUAAUUUGCUGAAUUUUUUUUAGAAGACCUUGAACAGGUCACGUGAAGGACAGUUGCAAGAUCCUGGUAGGUGGGACUGGAAGCAGUGUGGGGCGGGGGAGGGGAAGACCUGAGAAACAACAAUGGCAGGUAUAUUAAGUGUUUGGGGUGCCAUUCUGUGACAGAGGAUACAACGCCUACCAGCAGAACUCACACCAGUGCUGGCUAUCUAUAGGAGGGCAGUGUUAGCCGUAUGGCAAAAAGAACUCUGAACCCACUAGAACAAUCUUACACUAAGAGCCUGCCCUGUGUUGUAGUUUAAGUGGAGGGUGAUAUUUUCCAAGGAUAUGGGAGAGAUGCGUCCUGCCCCGAGAAGAAAUUAGACUGCCUGAAUGCUAAGGUACCUUCCAGUUCAAGGAUUGUUGGAUCCUAUGGUCAUCUCUUAACAGUUUAGUGGGAAUCUCUCUCCCUCUCUUUCUUUUUUGGACUUCCAUAUGGAGAGUGGUGUUAAUCACAUCCCUUAAUUCUUAACUCAUUAUCACCAUUAAUCCAUGUAAGACCUUUCUUCUGUUUUAUUUCAUUGCUAUCCUCUUUGCCUCGCAUUCCAAUGAUCACACCCUUCCCCAUGGGAAGUUGCUCAAUACUAUUUGAUAUACACCUUUGAUAUGUAUGCACCCUUGUAGAAGGUACAGCAUUGGUUGUGAAUACAGGUCUUUUAUAUUUACAUAGACAAUAUUCUAUUGUUCCAAUUAUGUUAUUACCUUUCUCACUGAACACCAUGUUUGGUUCUAGUCUAUAUUGUUGAGUGUAAUUCAGUCUCUUUUUUUUUUAAGUUUAUUUAUUUUGAGAGAGAGAGAGAGAGAGAGAGUGUGUGUGUGUGUGUGUGUGUGUGAGCAGGGGAGGGGUACUUGUGAGUGAGAGGGAGAGAGAGAAUCCCAAGCAGGCUCCACACUGUCAGCUUGGAGCCUGAUGCAGGGCUCGAACUCACGAACCCAGAGAUCAUGACCUGCGCUGAAAUCAAGAGUUCGACAUUCAACCGACUGAGCCAGCUGGGCAUCCCAGAGUAUAAUUCAGCACCUUAAAUGGUGCAUGGUAUUCCGCAGUGUGCUCUCACCAGCUUAUCCUUUCCUCUAGAGAUAGACAUCUAGGUUGGUUCCAGCACAACGGUCUGUGGAGCAAGCUUGAACGAGUCCCCGUAUGGAAGUGUAAGAGAGUUUCUCUGAACUGUAUGAUCCUAAGAUAUGCUCAUGUUUAAUUAUGAUGCAGUCAAACCCAUCAGGUGCCUUUUGAUUCUUCUGUAAUAAGCUCUUUACUCCGAGAUCAUGAAAAAAAGUUAUCCUGCAUUUUCUUUCACUUGCUUUUAUACCUUUACCCUCUGCAGGUAAGGUUUCAGUGAUGGCAAGGUCUCUUGUACUCCUCACUGACACUUUCCCAGUAACAAGAAAAGCCUUUCACACAUAGUUGAUGUUCAAUAAAUAUUUCUCAAGUGAAGGAUGAAUCCAGGGUGAACCUCUGUCCAUGGUAAGAGGUAUUUCCAACUUUGUAUUUCUCCAUAUAGAUUGGAGUAGUUUUCCCAUUUCAACCUACUUAAUAGUUAAUGUCCCCUCUGAUUUACAGUUCCUCCUUUAUCCACAAUGGUUCCAAUGUUCUAAUCUUAUUGUCUGGUAGGAUAGGCACCCUUUUAUUUUUCAAACCGACUGAGUUAUCUGUGGACCUUGGUUCCUCCAUAUACAUUUAAGGAUAAAUAUGUUACAUUGCUCAAAACAUCUUGAUGGAAUUUUGAGUGAAUUUGCAAAGAGUUUGUAAUUAGGGAAAACAGACAUUCUUGUAAUGCUGUCCCAUGCAUAAACAUGCUAUGUCAAUUUACUCAGGUCAUUUUUUUUUUUUAAUUUAAGUAGGCUUCAUGCCCAGCACAGAGCCCAAUGUGGGGCUUGAGCUCAUGACCCUGGGAUCAUGACCUGAGCUGAGAUCAAGAGUUGGACACUUCACUAUAUGCUAACUUGGAUGUAAAUUUAAAAAAUAAAUAAAAUGGUAAAAAAAGAAAAAAAAGUUGGACAUUUAACUAACCAAGCCACCCAGGUGUGCUGUCUUUUUUGUUCUUUAAUGGAAUCACAAAUUUUCACUAGAGAAGUCUUGUACAUUCUGUUAGAUUAAUUCCUAAUUGUUUUUAGUUGUUACAUAUUCUGUCUUUUAUUUUAUUACAUUUCUAGUAGCCUAUGGCAGUGGAAAAUGUUUACUCUCUUGUUGGGAUCUACUGGUCUACCCGUUGAUCCUACUGUAAAUCAAAUUGUAAAUUCUAUGUAAAUGAUUUUGUCGGCUGUAAAUAACACCACUCUGUUCUGUUUCCACACUUGUGAAUCUACUUAUUUUCCAUGUUUCCGUGCUGAAAUCUCGAGUAUCCACUAAACAGUAAUCACAAAAGGGGUCAUUCUUGUGUGGGUCCCAGCACUGCAUGGAAAGUUUAGAAACUUUCUCCAUUUCGCCACCACGUUUGCUGUUUUCAUCAGAAAUGUUUUGAGAUCUGUUAAGUGAUUUCUGCAUCUACCGAAAUUGUCGCAUUCCUUUUAUCUUCAUUCCAUGAGAGGUAAAUUAUUGUAAUAAAAUUGCUGAGAUGAUCCCAUCCUUUCAUUGCUUCCCUUGACCAUGCUGUAUUAUUUUCAAUAAACUGUUGAACUUGGUAAGUGAAUACUUCAUUUAAGAGUUUUGCAUUAAAGGGACGCCUGGGUGGCUCAGUUGGUAAGCGUCCAACUCUUGAUUUUGGCUCAGGUCAUGAUCUCACUGUUUUCUGAGAUGGAGCCUCGUCUCGUGGAUCUUCACAUUGACUGUGCUGAGUCCAAGCUGGGGAGGGACAGAAGGAGAGAGAGAAUCUGAAGUAGGCUUGGGCUCCAAGCUGUCAGCACAGAGCCCAAUGUGGGGCUCAAACUCAGGAACCAUGAGAUCAUAACCUGAGCUGAUGUCAGAUGCUUAACCAACUGAGCCACCCAGAUGCCCCAGUCUGGCCAUUGAUUAUGUGUAUGUGUGUGUGUGUACACUGGCUUAUUUCCACAUUUUGUAAUAAAUACAUAUAAGGCCAUUAUUUUAGCUCAUGGUACUAUUUUAGAAGUAUCCCACAAAUUUUAACAUGAAUAGUAUUUAUUGCUGUGUAGGUCAAAGUAGUUUUAAUUUCUAUCAAAAUGUCCUCUUCAAUCCAAGGAUAAUUUAGUAGUUUGUUAUUGUUUUUACACAUAUAUUUUAGCUUUUAUUUUUGUGUCAAUUCCAAACUGUAAAGCAUUAAGAGUUCAAUAACAUGGUUUGACUUGAUUUCUGAUGCUUCCGUGGUGAACAUUCUGUGAAUAUUUCAUUUGUUUGAGAAUUGUUUUUCCUUGUCAUUUUGAAGUUCAUUCUCGUGACCCAUCCCAUGUAUUCAAGAUUAUGAAUCAUGCCAAACAAAUAUUUUAUAGAAACUAAUUACAAUAGUUGGUAUACAGAUUGGCCCCCCCAGUUUUGCCAUACCUGUUUUAACUAUGUUAGUGGUAUAUUUUUAGGUGUAUAUCAUUUCAUAAUUAUUUUAUAAUCCUCUUAAUCUAUUUCUUUUAUAUGAAGUGAUUCUCUUGGUCUCUUAGGAUUUUUUUUUUGCCUUUAAUUAUAUUUUGCUUCAUAUUAAAAUUGCUGUCCUGGCUUUCUUUUCAUUCAUACUUUCCUAGUAUAUAAUUUCCCAUCCUUUUGUUUACAAGUUUUCUUGUAUCUUUUGUGUUAACUCUGUCUUCUGUAAACAAAAUGUUGCCGGAUCUAAUUUUUCCCCAAGAUUGUCUCCUUUUGUUUGGCAAGGUCAAUACACUUACAUUUAUUACAAUUUGUCUAUUGGAAUCCAUUUCUGUCAUUGUUAUGAGAUGAAUGUUUAUGUCCUUCAGUCCCCACAUAUGUUGAAGCUCUAAUCCCCAAAGUGAUUAAAAACAAUUUUUUUUAAUGUUUAUUUUUGACAUAGAGCACGAGCAGGGAGGAUCAGAGAGAGAGGGAGACACAGAAUCCAAAGCAGGCUCCAGGCUCUGAGCUGUCAGCACAGAGCCCCACACGGGGCUCGAACUCAUGGACUGUGAGAUCAUGACCUCAGCCGCAGUCGGAUGCCCUACCGACUGAGCCACCCAGAUGCCCCUCUAAUCCCCAAUGUGGUUUAGAGGUGGGGCAUUUGGGAGGUAAUUAGGUUGAGAGGAGGCCAUGAGGGCGGCCCUAAUCCCUCUCAUGAUGGGAUUAGGGCUUUUAGGAGAAGAGACGACAGAGUGCUCUCUCCAUGUGUAAGUGCCAAGAAAGGCUUUGUGAAGACACAGUAAGAAGGUGGCUGUUUGCACUGCUGGCAGUGACCGUCACCACAUACCGAAUCUGGGACACCUGAUUUAGGACUUCCCAUCCUCUGGAACGGUGAGAAAUAGAUUCUAAUGCAAUGUUUGUUGUUUAAACCACCCAACCCAGGGGCACCUGGGCUCAGUGGCUCAGUCGGUUAAGCCUCCGACUUCAGCUCAGGUCAUGAUCUCGCGGUUUGUGGGUUCGGGCCCCGCAUCAGACUCUGUGAUGACAGCUCGGAGCCUGGAGCCUGCCUCCCAUUCUGGGUCUCCCUCUCUCUCUGCCCCUCCCCGACUCAUGCUGUGUGUGUGUGUGUGCGCGCGCGUGUGUGUGUCUCAAAAAUAAACAUUAAAAAAAAUUUUAACCACCCAAUCUACAGUGUUUUGUUAUAGCUGCCUGAACUAAGAUAGAAAUCUUAUUAGCCUUUAUAUUUACUAUGCAUUUUGUUUCCUCCCUACCUCUCUUCUGCUUUCUAGUGAAUAGAUCACAUUUACCUGUGUACCUUGAAGGCUCUAUUUUUAAAAAAAAAUUUUUUUAACGUUUAUUUAUUUUUGAGACAGAGAGAGACAGCAUGACUGGGGGAGGGGCAGAGAGAGAGGGAGACACAGAAUCAGAAGCAGGCUCCAGGCUCCGAGCCAUCAGCCCAGAGCCCGACGCGGGGCUCGAACUCACAGACCUCGAGAUCAUGACCUGAGCUGAAGUCAGACGUUUAACCGACUGAGCCACCCAGGUGCCCCGGCUCUAUUUUUUUAAAAGACAGUUUUUGGUAGUCACCCCUACCUUAUAAAGACAUGUAUUUUUGCUUUUCUCUACAAUAUUUAAGAUAGAUCAAUUGUUAUAAUUAAGCAUACUCUCAUUUCACUUCUGUUACCAUCAUCACUCUUACUUAUCUUGCUUUCUGAUGUUAUCUAAAAUUUGAAUUAUUAUCUAUUCCUUUUGGGUCCUUCAUCAUUUAAAUAAACUAUAGAGUUAAUUUCUCAUCCUUACUUCCUAUACAUUUCCAAACUCAUAGCAGUCUCCGGAGUUUAUUACUUUUCUUACUAGAAUAUUUCCUCCAAGGGUAUUUGCAAAGAGGGUCUUUGAGUAGCAAACCUUUUAUAGCCUCACAUACCUACAGCUUCCUUUUAUGUCCGUUUAAACAAUAGUUGAGCUGAACGUACAAUAUAGGCUUAAGGUGAUUUUCUUUCAACAACAUAAAAAUCUUAAGCCAUUAUCAUUUUGUAUCCAGGAUUCUUAUUGACAUGUCUAAUGUCAAUCUGAUUCUCUUUAUUAUCUGAUUGUUUUUUUUUUUCCUGGAAACUUUAAAGGUGGUCUGUCUUUAUGAUCUUAAAUUUCACAGUAAUGUGUCUGAAUAUAAGUUUUUCCUUUAUCCUGUUUGAAAGUCCAUAUGCCAUUUUAUUCUCAAAGUUUUUUUUUAAUGUUUUAUUUUUGAGAAAGAGAGAGAGAGAGAAGGUGAGGGGCAGAGACAGGGAGACACGGAAUCCGAAGCAGGCUCCAGGCUCUGAGCUGUCAGCACAGAGCCCGACGUGAGGCUUGAACUCACAAACUGUGAAAUCAUGACCUGAGCCGAAUCGGACGCUUACCCGACAAGCCACACAGGCGACCACUUCAUCUUUCUAUACUUUUGAAAAUUAUUCUUUUUUUCCAAGAUAACCUCCCCUUUAUCUUCUCUCGCCUACUGGAAUUUAGUUAAGAAGUGUCCUCUAUUUUUUCCCUGCAUUCUAUUUGUUGAUGUUAGGAAAUGAUCUGAGGAACAUGAAAAGCCUCUCUAAAACGGAUAUAGUGCUUUUCUCAUAGUUAGCAGUAGCACGAAAAGUUGCUCUUUGCAGAAAUUAGUUACCAGAAACUGCAAUGGCUAAAGUCAGCCACAAGAGAGCAGACAAUCACCAAGAAAACAAAGUGUGUGUGUGCGUGUGUGUGUGUGUGUGUGUGUGUGUGUGUGU
Messenger RNA from Panthera uncia (snow leopard), 8462 nucleotides. It is a transcript of the gene SH2D1B, whose product is annotated as SH2 domain containing 1B. The transcript has 5 exons. The record is from RefSeq and is a predicted model, not a curated record. The coding region runs from base 95 to 526 and encodes 143 amino acids. Lineage: Eukaryota; Metazoa; Chordata; Mammalia; Carnivora; Felidae.